Molecule: messenger RNA, 540 nt
Organism: Gloeophyllum trabeum ATCC 11539
Lineage: Eukaryota; Fungi; Basidiomycota; Agaricomycetes; Gloeophyllales; Gloeophyllaceae
Product: small ubiquitin-like modifier
Exons: 5
Coding region: 66-371 (101 amino acids)
Biological process (GO): protein sumoylation
Cellular component (GO): septin ring; nucleus
Molecular function (GO): protein tag activity; ubiquitin-like protein ligase binding
Source: RefSeq, a predicted model, not a curated record
GCCCGCCCGCCUCAAGUUUCUCCACCCCUCUUCCCUCCGAGCACCCACCAGCACGCACGCGAGCGAUGUCCGACCAAGAGGAGCAGCAGGCGACGCAGGACCCGGUCCCCAAGAUGGAGGACGCGAACGCGCCGAUCAACAUUAAGGUGGUAACAUCAUCAGGAGAGGAAGUCUUCUUCAAAAUUAAGCGGAACACGAAACUUAGCAAGCUCCAGGCGGCGUAUGCGUCGAAAGUGGGCAAGGAGGUCAGCAGUAUCCGAUUUUUGUACGACGGUAACCGGAUAAACGAAGACGACACGCCGGCGUCGUUAGAGAUGGAGGAUAACGACACGAUUGAUGUGAUGGUAGAACAGGUCGGAGGGUCCGCGUAGCGCGUUGUAGCAUUCCCCGCAUUUUCGCUGUUUAUUAUUUCUAUCCUGUCAUCUGCACUGUAUCUCAAGCUUAUUCACCCCAAACUCUGAUCGGAUGUGUCGUUCCAUCUUGCAGAUGUGCUGUUUUCCCCAGGGUGGCACACAAUAUUCGAGGCGCUGUGACUUUCUG